Messenger RNA from Meloidogyne enterolobii, 682 nucleotides. Lineage: Eukaryota; Metazoa; Nematoda; Chromadorea; Rhabditida; Meloidogynidae. The record is from the annotation of a GenBank genome assembly.
AUGGACAGAAGAAGUACUGAAGCUCUUAUGAAUGCGAUUGUUGAGAAGGAUGGAAAAGGAGCGGCCGUUCAAUUAAUGUUUCCAGCUAUUUACAAACUUAGCUGUCGGAUGAAUGUCCGUUUCUUCCCCUACGAUCAACAGAACUGUAGUUUCAUCAUCUCUUCUUGGACUCAUGAUAGCGCUACAAUUAAUUACCAUUAUGAAAGGCCAACAGUUAAUUUAUUAAAUUUUGCCCAAAAUGAUGAAUGGACUGUUAUCAGCUUUAAUUUUGAGAGAAUUGAGCAACAAUUCAAAUGUUGUAAAAAUCCGUGGACUAUGCUUUAUGCUCAUCUGUCAAUUUGGUACUGCCCACUUCCAUCAUUACAGUUGUUGCAGUCACUGGAUUUUUUACACCUUCUUCAAGCAGCAGCGAAAGAGAUGAAAAGCUUUAUUUGGGAAUUAAUACUUUGAUGACAAUGAUGUUGAUGCUUUUGAUGGUAUAAUAACGUGGAAUUUUUGCGGAUUGAUAUUUGCGGACAAAAAUUGCGGACAAAGACGAGACUUGCGGACAAAGACUUGCGCACUUCCACUAGACUAUUUGCGGAUAGUCUCUAGACAUUUACGGACAUCCUUUCGACUUUUGCGGACAUCCCUAGACUUGCGGACAUCCACUCGAUAUUUGCGGACACCUGCCAGAUUUGCG